CCCGUCUCAGGGCUGGGAGCAGAUUUCCUCGGGCUCCCACCCCCGGGGGCUGGGUCGGAGGGAACCUGUGCGGAGGAUUUUAGUUUGGGGAGGGACCUAGGAGUGCCUGGCAGGGAGGGAGCUUCAGGGCAGCUGAGGCAGUCCCUUGGCCUGGAACACGGGGAGCAGCUUGUCCUGCCUGGAACGGCCCUUGGCCUCCCCGAGGUGGAGGGUGGACCCAGGACAAUGGCUGCUGCUCAUAAUUUGGAGAUGGAAGAAGAUGUGAAUCUGAAUAGGGAUAGAGAGAUGAAAGAAAUGCUGGAAGAGGAGAAAAUGAGAGAGUACAGGGCAGGUAAAGAUCCCUUCAAGCCUAAAAAGGUCCAGAGGAUUGUCUCAAAAUGGAUGCUUCCUGAACCGAUGCGAAGAACAUACCUGGAAAGAGCUAACUGCCUCCCGCCCCCUGUGUUCAUCAUCUCCAUCAGCAUUGCUGAGCUGGCAGUGUUUAUUUACUAUGCUGUGUGGAAGCCGCAGGAACAGUGGAUCACCUUGGACACAGGCAUCUUGGAGAGUCCCUUUAUCUACAGUCCUGAGAAGAGGGAGGAAGCCUGGAGGUUUAUCUCAUACAUGCUGGUGCAUGCUGGAGUUCAGCACAUCCUGGGGAAUCUUGUUAUGCAGCUCGUUUUGGGUAUUCCCUUGGAAAUGGUCCACAAAGGCCUCCGCGUGGGGCUGGUGUACCUGGCAGGAGUGAUCGCAGGAUCUCUUGCCAGCUCCAUCUUUGACCCACUCAAAUCUCUUGUGGGUGCUUCAGGAGGAGUCUAUGCUCUGAUGGGAGGCUAUUUCAUGAAUGUUCUAGUGAAUUUUCGAGAAAUGAUUCCUGCCUUUGGAAUUAUCAGACUACUCAUCAUCGUCCUUAUAAUUGUGUCGGACAUGGGAUUUGCUCUCUACAGAAGGUUCUUUGUCCCUGCAAAUGGGUCCCCGGUGUCUUUUGCAGCUCACAUUGCAGGUGGAUUUGCUGGAAUGUCCAUUGGUUAUACCGUGUUCAGCUGCUUUGAUAAGGCACUGCUGAAAGAUCCAAGGUUUUGGAUAGCAAUUGCAGCUUAUUUAGCUUGCGUCUUAUUUGCUGUGUUUUUCAACAUUUUCCUAUCCCCAGCGAACUGACUUGCCCCUAACACAAACCAAUUAAUAAAAGGAGGCAUCUGGGAAAAAACUGGAGAACUCUCUAUGAAGAAACAGAGAAGUCCCAGCAAAUGCUAACAAUUUUAUAAACAGGACAAAACACCCUUGAAGUCGUCAGUUUCAAAGACUGCUUACAAAAGGAGUUAGGGUUUAAGGAAGGGGCUCUUCUGAGUGCAUGAGGGGGAAGAGGAAGAAAGAAAAGGGAAGGGAAGUGAGAACUAAAGAUUGGC
This is a messenger RNA of Balaenoptera acutorostrata (minke whale), 1385 nucleotides long. RefSeq names its product rhomboid like 2 (gene RHBDL2). The record is from RefSeq and is a predicted model, not a curated record. Gene Ontology annotation, cellular component: membrane. Gene Ontology annotation, molecular function: serine-type endopeptidase activity. The transcript has 8 exons. NCBI's taxonomy places the organism in Eukaryota, Metazoa, Chordata, Mammalia, Artiodactyla, Balaenopteridae. Bases 226 to 1137 code for a protein of 303 amino acids.